This is a messenger RNA of Boeremia exigua, 2316 nucleotides long. RefSeq names its product FAD binding domain-containing protein. Gene Ontology annotation, molecular function: FMN binding; oxidoreductase activity. The record is from RefSeq and is a predicted model, not a curated record. Lineage: Eukaryota; Fungi; Ascomycota; Dothideomycetes; Pleosporales; Didymellaceae. Bases 1 to 2316 code for a protein of 771 amino acids. The transcript is spliced from 5 exons.
AUGGCUGCCGUUAUCACUGCAGAUACGCAGUGUGAGGUGGGAGCAUAUGGCGGUGCUGACGCUCCCUGCGAUAUUGCAUCGACUGACCGCAGCCAUGACGGAACGACAGGAAGUCUGUUUGCCGGUGCCAUGUAUACUCCCCGGAAGCUCGUAGUUAUCCUGACCUCGUUUGUCGUGAUACUUACAGCAGUCGUCUAUCACAGCAAGCCCCACAUGUUUUCCACCAUCCUGGACGACGACAUGUCCACGAAAUGCGCCAUUGUAGUGGGCUCUGGCCUCGCCGGCCUGAGCGCUGCAUCGCAGUUGGUGAAGCGCAACGUUCCAGUACGCGUUUUGGAACAAGCCGCAAAGCCAGGAGGCAACAGUAUCAAAGCAUCGUCCGGCAUCAACGGCGCACCAACACGAUUUCAGCCAGCGUUAGAGCCUGAAGAUGCUUUCUACGCUGACACCGUAUCUUCAGCUGGCAAGCGGAUGUUUUCUCAUACUACUGAGAGGGAGAAUCUCAUCAAAACUCUGACCGAAGGAUCUGCGGGUGCGGUGCAUUGGCUAGUUGAAGAGAAGGGAGUCGAUCUGAGCAAAGUCGCGCGACUCGGUGGUCAUUCCUACGCCAGAACACACAGAGGACCCGGACCGCCACCAGGAUUUGCAAUCAUCAGCGCGCUGCUGAAGAGCUUGAAAGAGUCUCCCCUCUUUCACCUGCAGACCUCAUGCACUGUGACGAAAGUGCUGCAGGAGCGGAAACGCGUCAUAGGCGUAGAGUACAUCGACUCCAACGGAAACUACGAGGAACUACACGGCCCUGUCAUCUUCGCCUCAGGCGGCUUCGGCGGCGAUGCGAAAGGCCUCCUCGCCCAAUACCGUCCCGACCUCGCAGGCUUCCCGUCCACAAACGACCCGCGUCCAGGCACCCAGCCGCUCCUCGCGGCAGCUGGAGCCCAGCUAGUCGACAUGGACUCCGUGCAAGUCCAUCCCACCGGCUUCGUCGAUCCCGCGGACCCAGAAUCACCGCUCAAGUUCCUUGCUGCUGAACUCCUCAGAGGUGAGGGCGGCAUCUUGCUGCUGAACGGUGCGCGGUUCGUGAACGAACUGGACACGCGCGAGCACGUUGCGAACGCAAUCACCUCCACGCCUGCACCAUCUGAGACCGCACGCCAGUGGGCCGUUCAGCUCGUGCUCGACGAAGCGACGUACAGCGCCGCGAAGUCCCACGUCGACUUCUACAUCUUCAAGAACCUCAUGCGGAAAACCACCGUCGCGGACCUCGGCGCUGACGCACUCAAAACCAUCGAAACAUACGCCGCCACCGUGUCCCACGCCACCGCUGACCCGUUCGGCCGCACCGCGUUCGGCGCUUGGGCGCUGAAGGAUCCCACGCCCGAGUCGGUUGUGUAUGUGGGCCAGGUGACGCCGAUCGUGCACUACACGAUGGGCGGGGUGCUGAUCAACGCGCAGAGCGAAGUGGUGACGGAGCACGGCGCGCCAAUCGCAGGGCUGUGGGGCGCGGGCGAGAUCACGGGCGGGAUACACGGCGGAAACAGGCUGGGGGGCUCGUCGCUGCUGGAGUGUGUUGUGUUUGGGCGGAUUGCGGGGGAUGGGGAUUGCCCACCUGGAAAGGAAAGCGCGCCUGCUGCAGGUGAGCCAAUGGAAACCAAACACAUCAUGGACGACAAAACAACACAGAACACUGUCCUUACACCGGAGCAACAACACCAGAAAGAGCUCGAUGACUUCGACUACAUGCCCCCACUAGUCCCACGACCUAUUGAACCUCCUCCGAUAAUCCAGGAGGCCAUGGACCAGUGCAAGUUGUUACUUAUCGCUGAAAAGGACACACGCAACACUAUAGAAAGGCUUUCGUCAGAAUUAGAGCAGGCAGUGAGCGUGGUAGAUACACUGAGGACAGAGAAGUCAACCAUGACUUCUCAGCACGAGGGCGCCUUAAAAGAGCAAGCUGGACUUAUACGCUCUCUUCGAGAGAUGAUCGAUAGCCUAACCGAGGCCAACGACGAGCUCUAUCAAGUUAACACCACCCAAUCUGCAGAGAUUGUCAAGCUCCGAGGACAAAUCACCGCGCUAGAGGCCAGCAAUUGUCGUGGCGAACACCAGCGUCAUGCUGUCACCGAGUCAGACCUUUCUGGACUCGGAGGACAAGUUGGGCCACUUCAGAUCGACCAUUUAGCAGAACAACGUGGAGAGAAUGCAGAUUUCGGCGCCCGGCCGAAUAUCAACAUCCCUGGCAGUCAACGCGUCCAUGCGAGAAACGAGCUCGAGGACAUUGGCCAGCCACCGGAAAGUAGUCAGGAAGGACAACUUUAA